Cucurbitaria berberidis CBS 394.84 is the source of this 1620-nucleotide messenger RNA. Its product is annotated as salicylate hydroxylase. The transcript has 2 exons. The record is from RefSeq and is a predicted model, not a curated record. Gene Ontology annotation, biological process: secondary metabolite biosynthetic process. NCBI's taxonomy places the organism in Eukaryota, Fungi, Ascomycota, Dothideomycetes, Pleosporales, Cucurbitariaceae. Gene Ontology annotation, molecular function: FAD binding; monooxygenase activity. Bases 117 to 1493 code for a protein of 458 amino acids.
ACACGACUAGCGGGCGCCGUGCAGCAGCUGGCGAGAGGUACUUUUAUCGCAACCAAUGCGUGGACUCUAUCCUUGGAAUUCACUAGAAAGUUUGUUGUCUUCAUCUCCCUCAGAUCAUGGCCUCCAAUCCGUUUACUGUCAUCAUCGUGGGUGCUGGCUUCGCCGGCGUCACGGCCGCUAUCGAAUGUCGCCUCAGAGGAAUGCGCGUCCUCCUUGUUGAGACAUAUCCCACAAGCAAGAAAUACGGAGACAUUAUCGACUUCUUCCCCAAUGGCGGCAAGAUUAUUCAGAAGUGGGCGGGCGGGCGCAUUGCGCGCAAUCUCAUGGCCGUCUGCAUCAACCAAGGCGACCGAUUCCAGUAUUAUAAGUACGACGGGAAGCUUAUCUUCGAUGAGCCUUGGAUCCUCAAGCCACACCACUUCUGGCAGCAGUACGCUGGCCAUCGUGGCCAGAUGCACGACGUUAUUCUCGACUAUGCGAAAGAACUGGGAGUGGAGCUGCGUUUCGGCGUAAAGGUGGUGGACUACUUUGAGUCUGAGAAUGAAGCUGGAGUUGUCACCGACAAGGGCGACAAGUUUGUAGGCGAUGUAGUCCUUGCCGCGGAUGGCCCCCGAUCGCUGGCGCGCCAAAAGGUCCUGCACCUUCCAGACACCAAGGUGAACAGCGGAUAUGCCAUUUAUCGCGCAUACUAUACCUUGACGGAAGAGCAUCGGAAGAAUCCCCUCUUAGCCGAGUUCUGCAAUCCCAACAGGGAUAUUACAAAGAUGUGGGUAGCCAAGGAUCUUCACAUGAUCAUCUAUACCUGGAUGAAAGGCAAGGAAAUUGGAUGGGUGUUGACACACAAGGACGACCACGAUAUUGGCGAGUCAUGGUCUUUCCCUGGCGACAAGAAAGAUGUGCUCAAGUGCCUUGAGGAGGAAGGGUUUGAGGAGAAGCUGAAAGAGGUGGUGAAGUACACUCCCGCCGACUCCUUAGUCGACUACAAGCUCGUCUGGCGCGAUCCGGUAAAGACGUGGCUUAGUUCUGGUAAACGAAUUGCCGUCAUUGGCGACGCAGCGCACUGCCACUUGCCUACCUCUGCACAAGGCGGGUCGCAGGCUAUGGAGGAUGGAGUAGCAGCCGCGGUAGCGCUGCACCGUGCAAAGGGCGACGCGAAGCUUGGCCUGCAAGUUUUCGAGCGUAUCCGCUUCAAUCGCUCGCAUGUGGUUCACAUGAGCUCUAUAUCUAACCGAGAUGGUUACCACAAUGUCGACUUUGACGGCGAGGAGAUUCAGAAGCACCCAGAGAUCCUGAACAUGCCGCGCUUCAAGUGGGUGCUCGAGCACGAUGCUGAGAAGAAUGCCGAGGAGCACUUUGACCAUCUGGCUGCUGACGUGCGGUCCGGCAGGCAGGGAACUUUGGAGGAGCUAUCUGUCCCAGCUGGCGGUGGAUUCGAAAUUGAAGACAGGAGAUACUCCGACGAAGCCGAGGUGCCUGUGCGGGCGAAUUUGUGAAAAAAAAAAAAUGCUCGCGGCGUCUGUCAGCAGGAAGAAUAGAGACAAUGCUUGAGAAGUAUCCAAUAGUGUAUAAAGAUGCUCGUGUAGAUAGGUUACAUCAAUUCAUUAGAAUGUCUUUGCAGGU